ACGAGUGGAAUAUGCCAGCCGCUUAGCGCCAAAUUCACCGUUCAAAGUCUCGCGCAGCGGGUCACGUGGCGGGUGCGCGGCCGAACGCGGGUUGACGGGUCUCGGACUUUGGUCGCGCGGGCAGCAACGUGGGGCCGAGGUGUCUCUAGGCUGGUGCGCGGGAUCCUGUUUCGGCAACUUUGAACCAGUGCAAUGGCGACUCCAGUCAACGGGGCGCACAAGGAUGCUGACCUGUGGGCCUCUCAUGAUAAAAUGCUGGCACAGCCCCUAAAAGACAGCGACAUUGAGGUUUACAAUAUCAUUAAGAAGGAGAGUAACCGCCAGAAGGUUGGAUUGGAGCUGAUUGCCUCAGAAAAUUUCGCUAGCCGAGCAGUUUUGGAGGCCCUGGGCUCUUGCUUAAAUAACAAGUAUUCUGAGGGGUACCCAGGCCAGAGGUAUUAUGGCGGGACUGAAUUUAUUGAUGAGCUGGAGAUACUCUGUCAGAAGCGAGCGCUGCAGGUCUAUGACCUGGACCCCCAGUGCUGGGGGGUCAACGUCCAGCCCUAUUCAGGUUCCCCUGCCAACUUUGCAGUAUACACUGCCCUGGUAGAACCCCAUGGGCGCAUCAUGGGCCUGGACUUGCCCGAUGGAGGCCACCUGACCCAUGGGUUUAUGACAGACAAGAAGAAAAUCUCUGCUACAUCCAUCUUCUUUGAAUCUAUGCCCUAUAAGGUGAACCCAGACACUGGCUACAUCAACUAUGACCAACUGGAGGAAAAUGCCCGCCUCUUCCACCCGAAGCUGAUUAUCGCAGGAACCAGCUGCUACUCCCGAAACCUAGACUACGCUCGAUUGCGGAAGAUUGCCGAUGACAAUGGGGCAUAUCUCAUGGCGGACAUGGCGCACAUCAGCGGGCUGGUGGCGGCCGGUGUGGUGCCCUCCCCCUUUGAACACUGCCACGUGGUGACUACUACCACCCACAAAACUCUGAGAGGCUGCCGAGCCGGCAUGAUCUUCUACAGGAAAGGAGUGUGCAGCGUGGAUCCCAAAACCGGCAAAGAGAUGCUGUAUAACCUGGAGUCACUCAUCAACUCUGCUGUGUUCCCAGGCCUGCAGGGAGGUCCCCACAACCAUGCCAUUGCUGGGGUUGCUGUGGCGCUGAAACAAGCCAUGACUCCGGAAUUCAGAGUUUAUCAGCACCAGGUGGUGGCCAACUGCAGGGCUCUGGCUGAGACCUUGAUGGAGCUGGGCUACAAAGUAGUGACAGGUGGUUCUGACAACCAUUUGAUCCUUGUGGAUCUCCGUUCCAAAGGCACGGAUGGCGGCAGGGCUGAGAAGGUGCUAGAAGCCUGUUCUAUUGCCUGCAACAAGAACACUUGUCCAGGUGACAGAAGCGCACUGCGACCCAGCGGGCUGCGACUGGGGACCCCAGCACUGACAUCUCGAGGACUUCUGGAAAAAGAGUUCCAAAAAGUAGCCCACUUUAUUCACAGAGGGAUAGAACUGACUCUGCAGAUUCAGAGCGACGUUGGUGUCAAGGCCACCCUGAAGGAGUUCAAGGAGAAACUAGCAGGCGACGAGAAGCACCGUAGGGCCAUCAGAGCUCUCAGGGAAGAGGUGGAGAGCUUUGCGUCUCUUUUCCCCCUGCCUGGCCUGCCCGACUUUUAGAGGAGCCACCAGGCUGCACCUACCCCAGUGCCAGAGUGUCGGGACUGCCCAGGAACGCUUGCCCAAGGACCCAGUGCCCUUCUGAGGAGAGAAAAGCACUGCCCCACACAGGAUCUGAUCAACUUCCGUAUGUUCUCUGAGGGGUUCUUUUGGGACUUUCUCCAAGUUAUCUUCACAAAUCAAAAUCUGUUUACUAAGGCCCACUGUUAGUAAUUCUGGGACAAGUUAUUAAGAAGUUUAAAUCUGAACCUUAUUUUCUCAGAACUACAUAUAUAGUUAUUCUGGAGAAAAGAAAUACUAUUUAGCCUUGAUUCAUUUAGACACUGGGGUAGGGCUGAGGUAUUGGAAAGAUUCCAUUAAUUUUACUCACCCUUCUCUUAAGAGUUACUGGGCUUCUUCCAACUCACUGCAGCAGAUAAGAAACACCCACAUUCAUAGCUUGGGAAAGCUUCCCAUUAUUAAUAUUUCGUUACCCAGUGGGACAUCAAAGGAGAAAUGAAUUAUGACAUAAGAACUGAAGACAGAAAUUCCUCCUAAAGCUUCUGCUAUGUGCUUUCAAUCAGAAUCCUAAGUCAGACAAGUCUUUAGAAGGUGCCAGUUUGUGGGUUUCUCUGUUAGCAGCUUAGUGUACCGUGAAAAUGGUCUCCUUUAUUCUCCACCCCUGAAAAAGUGGGAGAGCUUGGGGUACCUAGUCCUUUACUAGUGUCAGCAUCAGCCUGGGGCUUUCCUGCCCUGUGUGAGAGAACCAACUCCCUCCUGUAAUCAGGAAACCAAAUGUCACCUUCCAAAAGAAACUUUAUUCACAAAGAUGAAGUGCAAAACAAAUUACCAUUUUUAAUAAGCACAGAGUUUUAACACAGACUGUCUACAAGAAUUAUAGCUUUAAAAAAUACAACCAAUUUUUAUAUUUCAAAAAUAUCUCAACUCAAAUAAAUUAGUUUCUUAAAAAGUACACUUCUCAUACUAUUUGGCAUUUACUCUGGUUGAACUCUGUGCAGCCAUACCUACAAGCUGCUCUCACAUGUGUCUGGCAUAUUCUUGCCCUCGCCACUGUGAUGAUGAUUGCAGCUCACAUGGUGGUCAGAUUCACAUUCACACGCACAGAGGAACGAACAUGCAGUAAUAAAAUACUUCUCAAAAAAUAA
Pteropus alecto (black flying fox) is the source of this 2792-nucleotide messenger RNA. It is a transcript of the gene SHMT1, whose product is annotated as serine hydroxymethyltransferase 1. The record is from RefSeq and is a predicted model, not a curated record. Gene Ontology annotation, biological process: folic acid metabolic process; cellular response to leukemia inhibitory factor; protein homotetramerization. Lineage: Eukaryota; Metazoa; Chordata; Mammalia; Chiroptera; Pteropodidae. Bases 193 to 1647 code for a protein of 484 amino acids. The transcript is spliced from 12 exons. Gene Ontology annotation, cellular component: cytoplasm; nucleus; cytosol. Gene Ontology annotation, molecular function: mRNA 5'-UTR binding; glycine hydroxymethyltransferase activity; protein homodimerization activity.